This is a messenger RNA of Stereum hirsutum FP-91666 SS1, 1113 nucleotides long. RefSeq lists its product as uncharacterized. Bases 1 to 1113 code for a protein of 370 amino acids. Gene Ontology annotation, biological process: mitochondrial L-ornithine transmembrane transport. NCBI's taxonomy places the organism in Eukaryota, Fungi, Basidiomycota, Agaricomycetes, Russulales, Stereaceae. Gene Ontology annotation, molecular function: L-ornithine transmembrane transporter activity. The record is from RefSeq and is a predicted model, not a curated record. The transcript is spliced from 5 exons.
AUGUCGGAAGCCUCGGAGGAUGGAGGAAAAGAUGCUCAGGGCAAUAAUCUCUAUGCGGCAUUGGCUCGCACUUUCACGCGUAGCGCUGCACUCUACUUUUCUCGCCCUGUUCGUUUGUUUCGCCCCAGCAAGAUUAGUGGAUGGCAUUCUUUGAAGGGAAUUGCUACUCUUGAGGGCACCUCCCUCUCCCCGACAUUCGUCUCACAGCUCGUGAAGAGUCAAGGCAUCAUGGUCAUACCUAAACAUUUCUUUCCUCCCCUCAUAGUCAAUGCUGCUCUCGGGACUGUCCUUUGGGCAUCGUACGCCGAGGCCUCUACCGCCCUUGAACCUUAUCUUGGGACCAGCCCCGUCAUGUUAGCAGCAAGCUCUGGAGCUGUAGCCGGAGGAUGUCAAGCUCUUGUCGCCGCUCCCGUUGAGAACGUACGACAUGCCAUCGAACGUGGAACAAUGACCGGAGGUGGAUGGUCUCAUGCCUGGCGAGAGGUCUUCCGAGGCCCCUUGGCUACUAGUUCUCCUGUAACGAAGCGGGAUAAGAAAGAGGAGCUUCGCCAAUUCAGAGCAUGGUCACAAGAAGUCCGGGAUAUGGCAGGACGUGGAUGGGAGGGUUGGGGCUGGGGCAUUGCGAAAGAUGUGUCUGGAUUUGCGGUCUUUUUUGCGAUCUUUGAGGCCACCCGUCGGUUUGCCGGGAAUAUGAGGCUUUUGUCACAGUCCGCCUAUCGAUAUCUCGGGCUUGAUACCGACGAUGAGCGCCGCUUUCGCCGACACUUCCCCCGCGUAGUCCACGGCCUCACUCUCGUCUCAGGAGGUGUAGUAGCUGGCUUGGCAUACGAAGUGCUCAGCCGCCCAUGGGAUACCGCCCGCAGAGUCGUCUAUCUGGAUCGCGUCCGCACCAGAGCUAACCAUGAACCCAAGCACUUCGCUCUCACAGCCGUCAUUGAAAAGGCGCGCGAUGACGGGGUUCUAUCCUUCUUUCGCGAUGCAUCGUCCCCCAGCACGGAAACAGCACCUCCUCGACGGCGCAUGUUGUACAAUACUCUUCGCAUAGUAGGCCGUGCGGGGCCUUGGGGCAUAGGUUUCUUGGUAUGGGAAGCAUUUGGUCCUGGUAUUGCCUAG